Messenger RNA from Histoplasma capsulatum G186AR, 348 nucleotides. RefSeq lists its product as uncharacterized. The record is from RefSeq and is a predicted model, not a curated record. Lineage: Eukaryota; Fungi; Ascomycota; Eurotiomycetes; Onygenales; Ajellomycetaceae. The transcript has 2 exons. The coding region runs from base 1 to 348 and encodes 115 amino acids.
AUGUUCCGUCUUUGUGGGAAAGUUGCGAAGGUGCAAAGGGCUAAAAAGACAAAAACCAGAGAGGGUCACAGCGAAGAUCUAGGGGUUAAGAAAAACCCUAGAUGUUACCCGGUGUUAGAAAAUUGGCUUUUUCAGGAUAUUUGUGGAUCUCGUCCCUCUCCGCAAGUGCAGCUGAAUAACGAAGAAAAUAAAGAAAAUGAGAAGCAGGGUUAUCUGGAUAGUUCCCAAAAGACGUCGCCACAUGGCUUCUCCAACCAUGAUCGAUAUUUCCAUGACUGGAGAUCAAACGAAGAUGUUUGGCAAUUAUUGACCAACACAGCCUUCGUGUCGGAGUUAAUUUCACGUUGA